This is a messenger RNA of Adineta steineri, 942 nucleotides long. The record is from the annotation of a GenBank genome assembly. Lineage: Eukaryota; Metazoa; Rotifera; Eurotatoria; Adinetida; Adinetidae.
UAAAGACUAAACAUACAGUUGUUACUGGUGAAAAAGAAAAAGAAGCAAGUAGACAUGCUGAACAAUUACAUGAUCUUACGGAAAAACAACUCAAAGAAUUACAAGAUUUAGAAAGCUCAAAUAAUCAAAAACUAAUGUUAGAAUAUGAAAAAUAUCAAGAUCUUCAAGCUAAAACUCAAAAAACUCAAGAAGAUUAUGAAAGACAAUUAACGGAAUUAGAAAAUCGUAAAGAAGAAGAAGUUUCACAACAGCGUUUGCAAUUUACAGCUCAACUUGAAAGAAUUAAAAAUGAACUUAUUCUCGUACGUUUCUUCAUAUAUAUACUAUUAAGGAUAGAACUCAAACUAAUGUCCGCAUUAACUCAAAAAUAUAUCAUAGAUAAUAAAGAGAGUCAAUUGAAUCUAAAUAGUGAGACCGGCAAAAUUUGCCCCGCGCUCAUGCUCACGCCUAUGCUACCUCUCGAGGUACACGCUCCUACCCCAUCCCGAUGUUUGGAAAGUGGUGCAGGAAUACAAAAGAAACUUGUUGGUAUGCAACGCGCGUAGGCGUAAGCAUGAGCGUGGGACAAGUUUUGGCGGUCUCUGAUUUUCAUCACUAUUUCUCGGAUGACGGUCUUAAUUGAUGAGUACUAAUAACGAAUCACUUUGGUUAUCCAGACACCAUUUUAGACAAGAGAAACCCUCGACUACCAAUACAAAAACUUAUUUCAUGUCUCCUACUCGAAUAGCUUCUUCUUGUUAUUUAUUGUUUAAUCAAAACUAGAAGCCAGGUCAAGACAGAGUUGGAACCGGUCCGGCAAUCCGGUUCCGGACUGGACAAGACCGGACGAAAAAUCUAACUGGUCCAGACAAAACCGAAUUUUUACCGGUUCAUAAAAUUAGAAAAUUAUAUUUGUAUUUCAAAUUUUUUCCUUAUAAAGCUAAUCUUUAUUUGUUUUUUUUU